This is a messenger RNA of Amyelois transitella, 4191 nucleotides long. RefSeq names its product diacylglycerol kinase 1 (gene Dgk). Gene Ontology annotation, cellular component: plasma membrane. Lineage: Eukaryota; Metazoa; Arthropoda; Insecta; Lepidoptera; Pyralidae. The record is from RefSeq and is a predicted model, not a curated record. The transcript is spliced from 24 exons. Gene Ontology annotation, biological process: intracellular signal transduction; lipid phosphorylation; diacylglycerol metabolic process. The coding region runs from base 354 to 3005 and encodes 883 amino acids. Gene Ontology annotation, molecular function: calcium ion binding; ATP-dependent diacylglycerol kinase activity.
GGGCCGUGGUGUACGGACGUAUACCUCCAGGUUUUCCCGCGCGAUUUUCCGCAGUUUUUUACAUGCUAAAUUAUAAAAAUUUGGGCGAUGUACAUCUAUAAUAAUUUGUAGGACGAACAAGUGACCUUUGGGAUUGUUUUAUUCACACAGUAUUCAGACAGUGAUAUAAAUAUCUAAUAAUAAAGCAUUAAAUCUGUCGAAUGCUUCGUUUGUAAAGGAUUGAUGAGUGUUUGUGGUGAAACAUUUUCUGUAUUCUAUGUUGUAGCUUUCUUUGCCUUCGUGUGUAGUGUUUUAAAAAGUAAAAUGUGAAACAGUUCUGUUUUUUUUUAAUUUGGAAGUUUGUUGAACAGGAGAUGCCUAACCCCGCCCCGGUCAGCUUCCAAUGGGACAAACUCUCGCCGGCCGAGUUCCAGCAGCUCCAGGAGUUAGCAUCGUAUUCCACAAAGAAAUUACAAGAUGUCCUCAAGGAGAUUUGCGAGGUUAAAAAGCAGAGUCCUGAUGGGGACAUCGAUUAUGAAGGCUUCCGCUGGUUCCUCGAUACAUUCCUCGAAGUGUCUACGCCGGAUGAACUAUGCAGGCAUCUGUUCCUCUCAUUCGUGCGACGCGACCGCCGGCCGGCGCUCCGCGAGAUGGCGGCUGCGAGCUCGGCCGCCGCGUGCGCAGCUGUCACGGCACACGCUGACCACCAGGGGAAGCUAAGCUUGGCGUCGAAGAUCCAUGGUCUAGCUGAGCGGUUACAGCAACUCGGCAAAGGUUCGGGAGAUUCUGUUGACGGCAGCGAUAAAGGCUCCAGAAGUAGAACAGGAAGCGUCCAUCCAAUGUUCACCGUGACGACCCACCCGUCCUACUCGUCCCACGAGCUCUGCCUGGACCGCCGGAACGAGACGAGCCCGAGCCACAGCCAGAUGUCCAGGAAUUCCAGUAGGAAGAGCAGCAACUCUUUGAGGGUCAACCAGUCUACUAAAAUUGAAGAUUUCAGACACCUGAUGCGAAGGUCUUCGACGCUGGAAGUACAUACGGCCAGGGUAUCGCUGAAGGACAUUGUCUGCUACUUAUCUCUGUUGGAGGCUGGACGGCCCGAAGACAAGCUUGAAUUCAUGUUCCGCCUGUAUGAUACGGACGGCAAUGGGGUUCUGGACACCAACGAGAUGGACUGCAUCGUCAACCAGAUGAUGACAGUCGCCGAGUACCUUGGCUGGGAGACCUCGGAACUCAGGCCUAUUCUACAAGACAUGAUGGUUGAGAUAGAUUACGAUGCUGAUGGUACGGUUUCCCUGGACGAGUGGAAGAGAGGAGGAAUGACAACAAUUCCUCUGCUAGUCCUUCUAGGGUUGGACACGAAUGUGAAAGAGGACGGCGAGCACGCGUGGCGGCUCAAGCACUUCAGCAGGCCGGCGUACUGCAACCUGUGUCUCAACAUGUUGGUGGGACUCGGCAAGAAGGGGCUGUGUUGUAUCUUCUGCAAGUUCACCGUCCACGAGCGUUGCGUUCAGCGCGCGCCGGCGUCCUGCAUCGCCACGUAUUCCAAGUCGCGGCGGGCUUCCGCCACGUUGGCACAUCAUUGGGUUGAAGGCAAUUGCCACGGGAAAUGCGCCAGGUGCCGGAAGAAAAUUAAAGGUUACAACGGCAUUACCGGCCUGCACUGCCGCUGGUGUCACAUCACGCUCCACAACCGCUGCGUGGGCAGCGCCGGAGGUGCCUGUACCCUGGGUAGGCACGCGAGGCACAUUCUGCCCCCCACCGCCAUCAGGCCCCUGGUGCUGGACAGGCAAAGGUCUCUACCUCACAGACCUCAGCACGAUCAGCAAUCCCUACCAACGUCAAUAUCACUGCCAAUAUCUAUAUCAGCGCCGAAAGAAGAGAAACGUGAAGAGAAGAAGGAACACCGAGCCCCGCCAAUUUCGUUUCAGAUCACGCCGCCUGACGGCACGUGUCCCUUACUCGUCUUCAUCAACCCUAAGAGUGGGGGGAGGCAAGGGUCGAGGGUAUUGAGGAAACUCCAGUAUAUAUUGAACCCGAGACAGGUGCACGAUAUUGCCAAAGGAGGUCCAAUGCAGGGUCUGCAAAUGUUCAAAGACGUGAAGAGCUACAGGGUUAUAUGCUGUGGGGGUGACGGCACCGUUGGCUGGGUUCUCGAAACUAUGGACAAAGUACAAAUGGAAACCCAGCCCGCGGUCGGUGUGAUCCCGUUGGGGACAGGCAACGACCUUGCUCGGUGUUUACGAUGGGGAGGCGGAUACGAAGGGGAAUCUAUCCAUAAAAUUCUGGACAAAAUUGCGCGAGCCAGCACAGUCAUGAUGGACCGGUGGCAAAUACAUGUGGAAAACACUAAUACUGAAUGCGAACAAGUGCAGAUUAUGCCGGACUCCGCGCCGCAUCCCACAGGAGUACCUUACAACAUCAUCAAUAACUAUUUCUCAAUAGGAGUUGACGCGGCCAUCUGCGUGAAGUUCCACACGGAGCGGGAACGGAACCCGGACAAGUUCAGUUCUAGGAUGAAGAACAAGCUGUGGUACUUCGAGUUCGCCACGUCCGAACAGUUCGCGGCCAGUUGCAAGAACCUGCACGAGUACAUUGACAUUGUGUGUGACGGGUCGUCGCUGGCGCUGAGCGCGGGCCCGGCGCUGCAGGGCGUGGCGCUGCUGAACAUCCCGUACGCGCACGGCGGCUCCAACCUGUGGGGCGCGGGCGCAGCGCAGCGCCGCGGCAGGUUCCCUAACGCACAACAAGACAUUGGUGACAAGCUGAUAGAAGUUAUAGGCUUAGAGAACUGCCUACACAUGGGACAGGUUCGGACGGGCCUCCGCGCGUCCGGCCGCCGCCUGGCGCAGUGCAGCUCCAUCACCAUCACCACCAAGAAGACAUUCCCCAUGCAGAUCGACGGAGAGCCCUGGAUGCAGACUCCUUGCAAGAUCACAAUAACCCACAAAAAUCAAGUGCCCAUGCUGAUGGGCCCAGCUCCAGAAAAAGGAAGAGGAUUUUUCAAAUUAUUUACACAUUGUUAACGGGUUUUUUUUUCUUGUCUUCCUUUUUUUUAAUUUAUCUGAGUGUGACAAAAAAUGAUUUUAGAAACGAGUAGGUACAGGUACGGUAUAUAAUAACUUUAAGCCAAACUCACUUUUGCAAAAUUAAGGCAUAUCUAAAUAUGCCUUGCAUUUUUGCCAUAUGUUUUCAAAAACGUAUAAAUUAAAUUAAGUAAAAAUAUACUUAUAUAAUUGAAUAUGACUGUCGUUUUCCAAAUAUAAAAGUUAUUUUAAAUUUCUUACAUCGUUCCAUCUCUUUCUCGAAGGGAAUCAAAAUAGACUCUCUUUCUAAUCAAAUCAGUAAAAAAGACAGUUGAGAUGAUUUAUUUUUUAUCUAGGCGUUUGGCUUAAGGUUGUUGGCACUUUCACGAAUAAAUAAAUGUAUGAAUGUAGCAACCAUAAAUCAAACUGUCAAUGUUACAUAUCGCCGUCCUUUAUUAACUGUAUUUUAUAAACAAGGACAAACAAUAUUCAAGUCAAGUCAUACAAUAUUAAUUAUUUUUAUUUCUACAGUUAUUUGUGGUUCCUUUUUUUACUAUAUUUAUGUAUAUUGAGCACAAUAUUGUUGUAUAUUUGUAUUUGAUGUCUCACUCAAAUAAAAUAAUUAUUUAAUAAUUAUUAUUUUUAGGUAUAAUUUAGCCAUUUUGCAUUUUGUUUUUUGAUACUUUGUUUUAUAUUGUCAUGUACAUUAGAUACAUGAAUAAAUAAAAUCUUUCGUGCUGUUUAAAACACUAUAGGCAUUUAAAAAAAAAAAAAAAUUAGUUUGAUAAGGUAAAAAGAAAAUCUUUAUUUGCGAAUCCACCGCCUAUUAAGUAUUUGUAAAAGAAAUCUUCACUUUAAAUCGAUUUUUACGAUCGAUACGGAAAGAGAAAUCAUUUUUAGAAAAUGUGUCAAAUGCCAUUACAUUAGGAAUUUUUUUUCUAAUAAAAGCAAGCGAUAUGUUCGCUAUUUAAAAUAUUUUAUUAAGUAAAAAAAAAUGUUUAAAUAUUGAUUUUUUACAAUAGUUUGCGUUUAUAGUUUAUUGUCAAGCUUAUCGAUCAAUUUGUCUUACGUUAAUAAAUAAUUAGAUUUAUUUACACAUUGAAUCAUAAUUUGUAAAAAAAUUGUCAUGAUAUCGCCCAUUUCUUUGUCGCACAUUUUUAUUAAUAAAUUUUUAUAUUUAAAUCAU